UCGCUGCUUCAAGCGCCCGCUUCUGAGACCUCUCACGACGACGGCGACGACGGGGGUGACGAGACAGUGCCCUAAGAGCUAAUUUCUCCUUUCACGAACCUUGAGGCGGUGAAAAAACGCAUGGGGUGCUAUUAUUAUCAGAUGGCAUGGGGAAGAGCACCGCCAUCUCUAAUGGCUAAUUCGUGGGUCGUCGCGAGAGCAGAGCAACGCCCCAUGGCUCCUUCUCCAGAUCUCCCCUUUGACCGUACCCUAUUGGGGGGCGGGUCUCUAUCCGCCUCUCGCCGCCGCGAUCUCGUCUUCGUCGUCAAUCCUCGAGGUGCUAAUGGCAAGACGUGGAAGGAGUGGAAGAAACUGUUGCCUUAUCUCAGGUCUCGCCUCGGUGAACAUUGUAACAUAUGUGAAUCUUUCACCUCUGGUCCUUCUCAUGCGACUGACAUAACGAGGGAGUCUAUACGAGAGGGUGCUGAUGCUGUAAUUGCAGUUGGAGGCGAUGGAACUCUUCAUGAGGUAGUCAAUGGCUUCUUUUGGGCUGGAAAACCUAUCACCAAUCAUGAUACAGCGACUUGCUCCACUGCUCUUGGUCUAAUUCCCUUGGGCACAGGCUCUGAUUUCGCCAGAACAUUUGGCUGGAAAAAUGAUCCUCAUGAUGCUGUUGAUCGCAUAGUCAAAGGGCAAAGAUCACAAAUAGAUAUUGGUGUCAUUGGGGGAGAAAAUGAAGAGCUUCAUUACUUUUUGAAUGUUGCGGACAUUCAUUUGAGCGCAAAAGCUGGUUACUAUGCUUCCAGAUACAAGCGAUUUAGAAACUUAUGUUAUGUCUUUGGUGCAUUGCAAGCCUUUAUCGGGCACCGUAACCAAGAUUUACGGAUCAAGGUGAAUGACGGUGAAUGGGAAACCUAUCCUCAAGUGACAGCGCUCUGUAUAGGUAAUGCCAAAUUCUUUGGGGGUGGCAUGAAGAUUGCACCAAAUGCUGAUCCUUGUAGUGGAAAUUUCGAGGUUGUGAUUCUUCAGGAUUUCAAGUGGUAUGACUUUAUCAUUAAACUGCAUAAGCUCUACAAUGGAACACAUUUGUCCGUAAAUAAUGUGUCUUCAAGAAGCGUGCUCUCAAUCGAAGUAGAAGAAAUAUCAGGCACUGGCAGCAUAUUUGUCCAGUCAGAUGGGGAACAUUUGGGGUUCCUACCUCGGAAAUUUCGUGUUUUGCCUUCUGCUAUAGAGAUGAUUUUCUGAAGUGGCAUCUAUACAAAACCGAAUCAGUGCAAAUAACUUGUUCGAUUGCAUACAAGGGUGACAAAUUUUCACCGAGAUCUCCUUUUUGGUCCAUUAAUGGAAGACGCAAAAUAAAUGCAUGGGAAAGGCCAGAGCAGAGCUUUCUGGAGAGAGGGAUCAGUUCAUUGCCGAAGCAUAUUGCUCUCUGCUUUUGCCAGAUGCGUCCUACACGUUCAUCUAUCAGGUUGAAGCCAUAGUUCUUUUCUGUUGAUCUCUUUCACCUUGUGUUUAGUCUCUAGAGUCGUGCAAAGGGACGUGAGUAUGAUCUGAUGCAGAUAAAGAACAAUUUUGAAAGGAUGUUGCUUUUUGCUCCGCAUUUUCAAAGUCCCCCAAGUGAUUGGUGUCCACCUUUUGCAAGAUCUUCUGCUUUCUGACCAGA
Messenger RNA from Rhodamnia argentea, 1642 nucleotides. Its product is annotated as sphingoid long-chain bases kinase 2, mitochondrial. Gene Ontology annotation, biological process: phosphorylation; protein insertion into mitochondrial inner membrane; phospholipid biosynthetic process. Gene Ontology annotation, molecular function: kinase activity; ATP binding. Gene Ontology annotation, cellular component: TIM22 mitochondrial import inner membrane insertion complex. The record is from RefSeq and is a predicted model, not a curated record. The transcript has 12 exons. The coding region runs from base 121 to 1224 and encodes 367 amino acids. Lineage: Eukaryota; Viridiplantae; Streptophyta; Magnoliopsida; Myrtales; Myrtaceae.